Messenger RNA from Suillus bovinus, 920 nucleotides. RefSeq lists its product as uncharacterized. The transcript has 6 exons. The record is from RefSeq and is a predicted model, not a curated record. NCBI's taxonomy places the organism in Eukaryota, Fungi, Basidiomycota, Agaricomycetes, Boletales, Suillaceae. The coding region runs from base 246 to 728 and encodes 160 amino acids.
ACUCAUCUUAAGCUUAGUCGUCGCAGAGGGUCGCCGCAUCAACAACUAUCAACAACGUCCAACCAAGAAUCAAGCAAGUACUUUGAGUAGAAUUUCAAAUUAUUGUACAUUCCAUCCAGAUAAAGAAAACGGGCGAAGGGCUGGCGAAGCACAUCGCCCGCGCUAAGGAGCUUGGUGGAAAGGUGCGAUGAUCCACAUAGUACUUUGGACAGGCACUUGCCAAGAUAUUCAACCACCAGUUAUUGAUGAAGCUUGCAGGAGAGACGCACCCUGGCCUGCCUGAAUUAUCACCAUCCAAAUCUUCCAUCAACUCCAUCACUUCCUUUUUAUCCAAGUUGGGGAGAAGUUCUCAUUUUUCUCAAUUUCGCCACAUACUUCCAAUUCAGCGUCCAUUAUACACAUUCAGCUCCACAAUCGAAAUUGUAUCUUAUCACACCACAGGAGCCAAAAGGACUCAGACAGCGCCACGCAUCAUUGCCUGCUACAGUUAUUGCAGUGUCGUCGCAUUUCAAGUUGCUAAACAGCUCAAGACCAUAGGCAACAAAAUCAAAUUUAUUGCACGCUUGAUGUGCCCAACUUAUUAUGGUCUAUCAGAUCAUAGCCUGUUCGCUUCAGAGCGCUCACGAGGAAGUAAAAGCUCGACAUCGUGGACACUGCUCGAUUUCUCAACGAGUGCUGAAAGAACUACAAUGCGCCAGGUUCUGUUUAAGCAUGGAUUAUUGGUAUAACGACCAGCUGAACCUAUAGUCUAGCUUCAGGCGUGGCGAGCUGUAAGAUAUUGAUGUGCCUGGGCAACACAAUACACUCAGUUUCAUAUUCCGUGGUCGUUUUGAGUCUCGCGGGCGGUAAAUGUUUGGAGGGAGCGUUGUGAUCAUAUUUGUCUUGGGCUGACUUGCAAACAUCUAUUGAAGCGCACAUAG